Molecule: messenger RNA, 2259 nt
Organism: Trematosphaeria pertusa
Lineage: Eukaryota; Fungi; Ascomycota; Dothideomycetes; Pleosporales; Trematosphaeriaceae
Product: Polyadenylate-binding protein, cytoplasmic and nuclear
Exons: 2
Coding region: 1-2259 (752 amino acids)
Cellular component (GO): ribonucleoprotein complex
Molecular function (GO): RNA binding
Source: RefSeq, a predicted model, not a curated record
AUGUCUUCUGAAGUCGCCAACUCCGCCUCUCCCGUCCAGGACGGCGCUCCUGACGCCGCCAACGGCACCACCAUCAACACCAAUGUUGGCGCUGCCCAGGGCGACGUCGCGACCCCCGCCUCUGCCACCCAGGCCCAUCCCAACUCCGCGUCGCUCUACGUCGGCGAGCUCGACCCCUCCGUCACCGAGGCCAUGCUCUUCGAGCUGUUCUCCUCCAUCGGCCAGGUUGCCUCGAUUCGUGUCUGCCGCGAUGCCGUCACCCGCCGCUCGCUCGGAUACGCCUAUGUUAACUACAACAGCUCGGAGGAUGGCGAGAAGGCACUCGAGGAGCUCAACUAUACUGUCAUCAAGGGCAAGCCGUGCCGCAUCAUGUGGUCCCAGCGCGACCCGGCCCUGCGCAAGACCGGCCAGGGCAACGUCUUCAUCAAGAACCUGGAUCACGCCAUUGACAACAAGGCCUUGCACGACACCUUCGCCGCUUUUGGUAACAUCUUGAGCUGCAAGGUCGCGCAGGAUGAGAUGGGAAACUCCAAGGGCUAUGGCUUCGUCCACUACGAGACCGCUGAGGCUGCUAACAACGCCAUCAAGCACGUCAAUGGCAUGCUGCUGAACGAGAAGAAGGUGUUCGUCGGCCACCACAUCCCGAAGAAGGAGCGCAUGAGCAAGUUCGAAGAGAUGAAGGCGAACUUCACCAACAUCUAUGUCAAGAACGUCGAUCUCGAGGCCACUGAUGACGAGUUCCGCGACCUCUUCGAGAAGUUUGGUCAGAUAACAUCUGCCUCUCUCGCGCGCGACGAUCAGGGCAAGAGCCGCGGCUUUGGUUUCGUCAACUAUGUCAAGCACGAUGAUGCUGCCGCCGCUGUUGACGCUCUCAACGACUCCGAUUUCCACGGGCAGAAGCUGUAUGUCGGUCGUGCCCAGAAGAAGCAUGAGCGUGAGGAGGAGCUACGCAAGCAGUACGAAGCCGCUCGCCUUGAGAAGCAGUCCAAGUAUCAGGGCGUGAACCUCUACAUCAAGAACCUCGACGACGACGUUGAUGAUGACAAGCUCCGCGAGAUGUUCGCUCCCUUCGGCACCAUCACCUCCGCCAAGGUCAUGCGUGAUGCCAUGCCCGCCGACCACGCCGAGACCCUCACCGAAGAGAAGAAGGACGAGACGGAGGAAAAUAAGGAGGGUGAAGAGGAGAAGAAGGAAGGCUCUGGCGAUGAGAAGAAGGAAGAGAAGAAGGAGGGCGCCAAGGUCACCAUCAAGGGCGAGAAGAAGAUUCUUGGCAAGAGCAAGGGCUUCGGCUUCGUCUGCUUCAGCAAUCCCGAUGAGGCGACCAAGGCCGUCACCGAGAUGAACCAGAAGAUGAUUGGCGGUAAGCCUCUGUACGUCGCCCUUGCCCAGCGCAAGGAUGUUCGCAAGAACCAGCUCGAGGCUACCAUCCAGGCCCGCAACCAGCUCCGGAUGCAACAGCAACAGCAGCAGCAGUUCGGAGGUAUUCCUCAGAUGUUCAUUGCUCCUGGCCAGCAGCCGAUGAUGUACCCUCCGGGCCGCGGACAGAUGCCAUUCGCUGGCGCCAUUCCUGGUCAACAGGGCGGCCGUGGCGCUGGCUUCGCCGGCGGCAUGCCCGGCCAACAAGGCGGACGUGGCGGCCCGAGUGCCCAGCAGAUGCCCCCAAUGUACAUGCCGCCCGGUAUGGCCCCAGGUGCAUUCCCCGGUCCCUACAUGAACCCGCAGUAUCUGCAGCUGGCCCAGGCUGCUCAGCAGGCUGCCAUGGGUGGUCGCGGUGCUGGCUCUCGCGGUCCGAUGGCUCCUAUUCCUGGCAUGCCGGCACAGAUGGCGGGCGUCCCUGGAAUUCGCGGUGGACAGUCCUUCCCUCCGCAAGGCGGCGCUGGUCGCGGUGCCAUGCCUCAAGGACGUCCCGGUCAGCCGCCCGUGGGAGCCUUCCCUCAAGGUAACCGCCCUGGCGUGCCUGUUCCUUCAGGCGUUGACAUGACUGCCUUGAGCGCUGCUCCUGCUGGUCAACAGAAGCAGAUGCUGGGUGAGGCCCUGUACCCCAAGAUUCACGAGAUGCAGCCCGAGUUGGCUGGUAAGAUCACCGGUAUGCUUCUGGAGAUGGACAAUGCCGAGUUGAUCAACCUUACCACCGACGAGUCCGCUCUGCGUGCCAAGGUCGAGGAGGCUAUGAAUGUCUAUGACGAAUAUGUCAAGAACAAAGAGGGUGAGGGCGAGAAAGAUGCUUCCAAGGAUGAGUCCAAAGAAGACAAGGCUUAA